AUGUCGGUACCUGCCGCACCAGCUCUCAACUCGGACAUCGAUUCCGCGCAGGUAGGCUUCGCCAUGCAUCGGUCCAGCGAGGAGUCCAGCACUAAUGGUCGCGAUUGUACUCAGAGUCCUCUGGAACCAGCUCUCAGCGAUGAAAUGAAGAGGGAUCUUGCUCGCAUCGGUUUCCACCGCCUAGCCCUUGGCAAGAACGACUUCGACAUCAGUGAUACAGCCAUUGAAUUUAAGACAGCUCCUGGACAUAUGGAGGCGACCUACGUGGGUCACUACUCCUGGCUUGCGUCUUGGUUCCCGUACAACCCUAACCAUAUCACUAUCUACUUCAUCUCCAACACGGGGAGUCAGAGCUUCUCCAUCCCCGAGGCCAUUCUGGCGCAGAACUUUGAAUAUUUCCAAGUUGCCCUCAAGAUCAAACCCUCGGAGUUGGAAUGGAAGGAGCAGGCCGAAAGGGAGUUCAAGCUACAGCGCAGUGAGGCUGGUGCUUUUGGAUUGAUCAUCAGCUUCCUGUUGACGGGAACAUUCCCGCAGCACCCUGACCCCAAGAUACGAUCGGCUCACGGCGUGAUUGACGACUUCAUCACCGCCAUUCGCUUAUCAGACUAUACGGGCCUGCGCUGCCACGAUCGUUUCGUUCACGCCGUCUGCUUGUGCGUCCGGCAAUUACUGCUGGAGGACCGCAAAGCACUGCAGACGGUACACAUCAGCAAGCUCUACAACCUCGCCGCCACUCAUCCUCAACACCUCCGAGAACUUGCCAAGGUAUUUGCGCAGGCAGCAGUGAAGCCCUGGAUGCACUGCUGGAUGGCCAAGUCGACCAAGCCGGCGACUAUUUCUCGCUCCGUUGCCUACGAUGAACUUUGCGGCACCGACCCAGACGAGUGGCGUCUGGUUGUCAAGCACUACAUUCAUCUGGUUGACCACAACGACAGUUUCGCCGUCGACGUUGCAAAGCAGGUGCGCAAGACGAUGGAGGAGAGCAAGCGCCUCAACUCGAUCGCUUCAGCUACGCAAGAUGGGGCCAACAAGACGAUUCACAAGUUGCCAGAGCACGUCGACUAUGUCACCUACCGUGAUCCCCUCGUUCCUGGAGAGGGUAAGGUGAAGGCGCAGCUUUUCACAAUCUGA
Molecule: messenger RNA, 1131 nt
Organism: Colletotrichum graminicola M1.001
Lineage: Eukaryota; Fungi; Ascomycota; Sordariomycetes; Glomerellales; Glomerellaceae
Exons: 4
Coding region: 1-1131 (376 amino acids)
Source: RefSeq, a predicted model, not a curated record